CUUCUCUCUCUCUUUCCGGGAGGAGAAAGAAAGGCAGAGUGGGAAGAGAUACUUAAAAUACAACCUGAGAGAUUCCCGAAUCAGUUAUAGAUUGGACACCAUGAAGAUGACAAGUCAACGGUGUAGCUUCUACAUUUGCUUGGCGCUAUUGGCCUUUGUGGCUGUGACCCGCGCCCAAAACCAGGAAACCGACAAAAAGACCGAACAACCCAAUGCCAACAAGAACAACAAGAACCUCGAAGGAAACAAUGACAAUGCCAAAGACACCAUGAAGAACGAAAACGCUCAAAACAAGCCUAAAGAUGCAAUGCAAAAAGAAGAGACAAUGGAGACAAUCGAAAUUGGAACACCCUCGGGACCUCUCAUGGGGAAGAUUGUGGAAAGUGAGGGAGAGACCUCGAAGAGCUAUUACCAGUUCUUGGGCAUUCCCUAUGCCGAAGCUCCCAUCGAAGAGCUUCGGUUCCGUGAACCCCAACCCAAGGAGCCGUGGACGGACGCCUUGAACGCUACGUCCUUCCAAGCCAAAUGCCCCCAACCUCAUGCCAAUGGUUCGAUCAUUGGUGAGGAAGAUUGCUUGUUCCUCAACGUGUUCACACCCAGAAUUCCGGCCCAGGAUUCAACCCGAUCAUUUAAGAAGUCCAGCCUCUUGCCCGUCAUGGUUUACAUUCACGGUGGUAACUUCAUCAAGGGAAGCGGUAACAUGAUUCCCGAGCCCCUGGUUAAGAAGGACGUGAUCGUGGUCACUUUCAACUACCGCUUGGGAGCACUUGGGUUUCUGAAUCUAGGUCACCCGAGCUCUCCGGGCAAUCAAGGCCUCAAGGAUCAGCUGCAGGCCUUCCAAUGGGUUCAAAACCACAUCAUUGCCUUUGGAGGAGACCCAACCCAGAUCACCAUCGUUGGACAUUCUGCUGGAGCCACGAGUGCUCAAAUCCACUUGUUGUCCCCUCAAGGCCAUGGACUUUAUCAGGGAGCCAUCGUUCAAUCUGGCAACCUUCUGUACAUGAACGAGCAACUUCGACGGGGCAUCGUCCAAGCCGAUUCAGCUCGUUUGGCACGUGAUGUGGGGUGCUUGAAUCCCAACCCUAAUGAGCUUUUCGCUUGCAUGCAAGAGACAAAAUUCGAAGACCUUCACCUGAACGCAACCGGCCUUCCCAAGAAUAUCACUGCGGACUUGGAGGCGACGCUCAAUGGGAAUGGCACUUUCAACUUUGGACCGUCCAUUGAGACAUCUAGUCCUAACCCAAUCCUGCCCCAACAUCCCUUGGAGCUUUUGAAUGCCAGACGUGGCAAGGAUAUCCCCUUGAUCGUUGGGUUCGUCGAAAAUGAAGGUUCAAUGUUUCUGGCCCAGAACUUGGAUAAUUUAGAGGCCAUCAACGGGAAUUGGUCCUACUUUGGCCCCAAGAUCGUGUUUGGAUCUCAAUAUGAUGACAUCACGGACCUUAAGCAAUUAAAGGCCAAUGUGACCCGUCAUUUCUAUUUGGGCACCAAGAACAUCAGCCAUGAGGUUCAAGACGAUCUGGUGGAUUUCUUCAGUGAUGCCGAAUACCUCGCUCCCGGAAUUCAGCUCAUUAACGAAAUGACCGCAAACCGAAAUGCUCCCGUCUUCGCUUACGAAAUUGCCCAUCAACCCAACACUCAGUCGUACCUUGAACUGGUUGGCUGA
Tigriopus californicus is the source of this 1663-nucleotide messenger RNA. Its product is annotated as esterase FE4-like. The record is from RefSeq and is a predicted model, not a curated record. NCBI's taxonomy places the organism in Eukaryota, Metazoa, Arthropoda, Copepoda, Harpacticoida, Harpacticidae. The transcript has a single exon. The coding region runs from base 101 to 1663 and encodes 520 amino acids.